This is a messenger RNA of Debaryomyces hansenii CBS767, 246 nucleotides long. Its product is annotated as DEHA2E04356p. The record is from RefSeq and is a predicted model, not a curated record. The transcript has a single exon. Lineage: Eukaryota; Fungi; Ascomycota; Pichiomycetes; Serinales; Debaryomycetaceae. The coding region runs from base 1 to 246 and encodes 81 amino acids.
AUGUCGUCCCCAUGUCGCACUCCUUUAACUAUAGGCCAUCGCGACAGUUUUGUUUUUCCGGUCUUGUCUGGUAGGUCCAUUUUGCAUCCAUUCAGCCCUUCAGCCCUACGCCAUUUUUGUUCACUGAGACCGAGUCCAAUUCCCGUUCGUUAUAAACCCCUACACCGCAGCUGUAAUUAUAUAGUACAAAUCCCACAAUACCGACCAACAAUAUCCGUAUUUAUAUACUACCAGCCUACCAAUUAG